Molecule: messenger RNA, 8920 nt
Organism: Mercenaria mercenaria
Lineage: Eukaryota; Metazoa; Mollusca; Bivalvia; Venerida; Veneridae
Product: intermembrane lipid transfer protein VPS13D-like
Exons: 21
Coding region: 106-3018 (970 amino acids)
Biological process (GO): protein targeting to vacuole; protein retention in Golgi apparatus; mitochondrion organization
Cellular component (GO): extrinsic component of membrane
Source: RefSeq, a predicted model, not a curated record
UUUUUUCUCAGGGUCUACAAUAUUGGUAUAGAGACAAAGCCAGGCAAAGGUCAAUUCAGGAACACAAGUAUUGUUACACUGUCACCAAGGUACCAUAUUGACAACAUGUCGGAACAUAAACUGGCAGUGGCACAGAGGCACUUCACUAAUAAAGAGGCAAUACACAAUCCAGAUGGUCACUUGACAGCCUUGCCAAAUUGUAAGAUGCCAUUUCAUUGGCCUAGACAGGACCUAGAUCAGUUGUUAUGUGUAAAGUUAUUGAAUAUUGAAGACUGCAACUGGUCAGGUGGUUUUAGAAUUGAUGCAGUUAAUUCUUUCCAUGUUAACAUGAGAGAUGGAAGGAAGAACUCCAUAUUGUUGAAGGUAGAGGUUCUACUACAGGGACAGACGUUCAACAUCAUUUUCUCUGAUGCUGAAGAAACACCCCCACCUUUCAGGAUAGAUAAUAUGUCUGAGGUACCUCUGCUGUAUUUCCAAACCAAGACCACAGAAGAGAGACUAAGAACUUAUGUGAGACCUCAAACAAGUUUGGCAUAUGCCUGGGAUGAGCCUACACUUGACCCCUACAUGACCUUAUCAGUGGCCAAUGGUACAACAGCUACCUAUAACCUGGAUCUUCUUGGUGAAGGGGAACAACUCAGUUACCAAAACUACCUGUAUAUCUGUGCUACGGCUACAUUACGGAGAGGCAAUGAAUACAGUGAUGUUAAAUAUACAGAUCUUGUUCUUGACUGUGAACAUAAUUAUGUGAAGUUUAGAAAAAAGGAGGCAGGGAAGAGGUCACAGUUGUGGCGUAUGACCAGCAGUGGAAUGUUAGAACAUGAGGGAACUGGGCAACCCAUGGAUCCGAGCAAGGCAAGCGGGUCUCGGCCAGGUCAGAGAUUCGUACUUGAUAUAGCAGACAUAGCAUACCAACCAGGCAAGCCUGUAGCUCUAGCACUAAAGAAAGCAGAUGAAAGGCGAGCUGCCAAACAGACUUGGAGAUUUGUGAAUGGUAUGCUAUGUUGUUCCACUGGAAACUUCUGUGUACAGGCGGUCAGUGAUGUGGAUGGUUUACAGGAUGGUGCCAUAGCAAUUUUGGGACCAGGACCACCAGAGGGUUGCACUGUCCCACCCCGCAUGCAGAUGUCAUACCAGAAACUGCACCCAGGCAGCGGAUGUCUCACUGUACGCAUACAGAUGGACGGCCCAGUCAGAGUGCUACAGAUAAAUGAUGUUAAACAAAGGCAUAUAAAAAAGAUGGUGAGUAAAGAUGAUGAGGACUGGGAAAUAUAUGAAGAAUCGUUGAACCAUAAAACAAAUGAAAAACGGAAGAAACCAACACAGAAAUUUAUUGAGCUGGAUGUAAAUCUGAAGGGAGGGGUUGGUAUUUCACUGGUUAACAAAGUUCCUGAAGAACUGUUGUAUAUCACCCUGAAGAAUAUUACCCUUAGUUACCGUUCCAACCAGAGAGGUACUACACUGGAAAUGAAUGUAUCAAAUAUACAGGCUGACAAUCAGUUGUUUGGUGCUAGCCGUACUGCCAUGUUGUAUGUAACUCCUACCUCAAAAAGAGAUGUUGUAGAAAAUACACAGGCUUUACUCAUAUCUGCUCAUAAACUGCCAAAUGUUGGCUGGAAUGCUGAAAUAUUUAAGCAUCUAAUUAUCUCAAUGAAGAAGUUGACAGUACAGCUGGAGGAGGAGUUGCUAUGGAAACUGGUACAGUUUGCAGGUAUAGGUCAAUCAGAUACCAGCUUGGAGAAACUAGAGGAAGGCAUUGAUGAUCUACAGAAAACACUGUCCAGCGUUGCCUCAGUGAAGACUAAGCGUUACUAUUUUGGUACUCUGCGUGUGAACCAGACUUGUAUUACACUUAGCAUGUUGAAGGCAUCAGGAGGCCUACCACCAGAUCUAGCUAGCCUCAAGAAAACUAUGGGUAUACCUCUGAUCAACUUUGAGGAUGCAGAUGUUGACAUUGCUCGCUUCAAUGAAAGUCAUACAUUUGAAUCAAAGGAGUUCUUUAUGAAUGAACUCAAAAAACAUUAUAAAGAUGAAUUAACAGGACAGGCGAUAAAGAUCCUUGGUUCUGUAGAUUUUCUCGGCAAUCCCUUGGGUCUGGUAAAUGAUGUUGCCGAGGGUUUAUCCGGCCUUAUUGAAGAGGGAAAUGUUGGCGGUCUUGCUAAAGGCAUCUUCCACGGCUUCUCUAACUCAACUGCUAAAGUGACAGGAGCAUUAUCUGAAGGAUUGAGUACUGUACAUAUGGACAGUAAACACAACACAAAGAGGCAGCAGAUCCGCAGCAGAGGUACAUCUAGUGGUAGUCAGUUUAUGUCUGGGCUCAAGGGGCUAGGACAUGGGCUCUAUGGAGGGGUGAAGAGUAUUGUCAAACCUUUUGAAGGGGCAGUGGAAGGAGGCAUUGAGGGUUUUGGAAAGGGUCUAUAUCAGGGUGUUACAGGUAUAGUGACAAAACCCGUUGCAGGAGUUCUCGACUUUGCCUCUGGAAUGUCUAAUGCCGUCCGUGAUGCCAGUCGUCGUUCCUCACACAUGCAGCCGAGUCGUGUACGUAACCCUCGGUGCUGUCACGGUCCUGGCGGUUUGUUGCCGCCAUAUUCCCUGUCACAGGCAGAAUCUCAGGCACUAUUGUACAGGCUGAAUGAUCACUGUUAUGAGGAAGUGUUUAUUGCAACAGAGUUGGUACGAGGUGGAGCAACAGAUACCCUGUAUGUAAUGAUCACCAAUCAUCAAGUUUUCUUCUUACGAAGUCUUGAUCACCAUAAAGAAAACAUCAUCCUUAAUAUCAAACAUGGCGACUACAUACAGUGCAGAAACUUUGAAAGAGAGGGCAGGUUUUAUGUGGAGAUUUUUAGAAAGGAGGACAAAAGUAGCAUCAGUCACGCUAGUAACAAGAAACCUCAAAUACGAUGCAACACAAAAAGCACUGCACAGAAGGUUGCCCAGCAGAUAAACUAUGCCAAGAAUUUAUUUGAUGAGAAGAAGCUGAGCCUGUCUGUUAUCCAAGAUGAGGAUGAGCAAUUUUAGAUGAGGAUAUGGUAGUUCAUACACAACUUUCAUACAGAAUUACAGUCUACCUGUAUAUAAAGACUGUGCUUGGGAAAGCAAAAAAAACAAAAACACUUUUUUAAUGUGCAUAUGAUCUUUAUAAACAAAUUAAACAAAAAUGAAAAUAUUUAGUUUGAAAUUGAAACUAGUGAUCUAUAGGGUCAGAUGGGCGUUGUUCACAGGUAGUCUAAGUUCACAUAUGGAGUCUGUUCACUGGUAGUCUCUCUUCACAUGUGUUAUCUGUUCACUGUUCACAUGUAGUCUCUGUUUCUAAGGUAGUCUCUCUUCACAUGUGGAGGCUGUUCACAGGUAUUCUCUGUUCACAGGUAGUCUGUGUUCACAUAUGGAGUCUGUUCACUGGUAGUCUCUCUUCACAUGUGUUAUCUGUUCACUGUUCACAUGUAGUCUCUGUUUCUAAGGUAGUCUCUGUUCACAUGUGGAGGCUGUUCACAGGUAUUCUCUGUUCACAGGUAGUCUGUGUUCACAUAUGGAGUCUGUUCACUGGUAGUCUCUCUUCACAUGUGUUAUCUGUUCACUGUUCACAUGUAGUCUCUGUUCACAUGAUUAUGGUAUACAUUGCCAGUGAGUGAAGAUUAAAAGGGAAAUCUUAUAGUGACAGAAAAGCUGCAACAGUGAAGUCACAUUGAAUGUAGCAAUAAAUUGACAGAAAGUAUUCAGAAGGCUGUGAUUUUAUAUCAUUAUAGUGAAUUCCAAGAAACAUUAUGAAUAAAACCAUGAAAUGGUUUAUUAGCAGAAUGCUGUUUCUUCUGUGAUUGAAUAUAACUGUGGUGGUCAUUAUAAUAUGUAUAUAUAUCUUGUCAUGUCAUAUAAGAUAUUGUAUAUAUAGCACAAACAAUGCAUAUGCUAUAAAGUCAUUAGUUAUUAUUUAAAUUGUUCAUCAACUUGUCCAUGUCCAAAAUCUCUGUGGGGUCAAAACUUUUUUGUUGGACAUUUAACUUGCUGUAGGGUGUAUUUACAGGGCAUGGCAUUUCAUACUAUAUAAGAUUUUAUGAAAAACUGUAGUAGAAAAUGUUAGUGAUAUUGAAUGCAACAAAUACAUCAAGUUUAACCAUUAUAUAACUUGAUUGACAUUUUCACAUUGUAGAAGUUUAGCUGUUGUAGUAAGAAAUACUUUAGAAAAUCUCAUGCACAUCAAAUAUUAAGUGUUAGCUCAUAUAACCUCAUUUUAGUAAUGUUUUGGAUAUUACUGGUAUAUCGUACAUCCUACAGAGAUCCUGCUGCAGUACUUUAUGUAAAGAAGAGUUACGAGUUCUUUAUGAUGAUUGGGCAGGUGACAAUGGGUCCUCCACCUCUAAGUCAUAUGGAGAAGUUAAGAAGUUGUCAGUUACUUGCAGAGAUCAUGUCAGUACUAGUUAGAUCAACUGUUACAUCACUGAAAUAAUGGUAGAAAUAGCAGUACACCCUAUUCAAACAAACAAGAUUCUUUAAACAAAGGUUUAAUAGCAGAAAUAGAACUGUUGUGAAUUUCAAGGUUAUUCUUUUUUUAUUGUAAUGGACAAUAUUUGUAUAAAAACUUAAAUGUUUAAUACUUAUGGUUCAUUGUGUUUACAGACAAAAUUUGACAUUUAUUGAGAAAAUAUUGUUUGAAAAUACUUUUAAUGGCAAUUUAAUGGCCUUUUAUAAUGCAGUUAUUUAAUUGCAUUAAUAUUGCAAUUGAAAUCCAUGAAGUAAACUGAGCUUGAUAUUGCUUGUAAAUAAAAGAUGUUUAUAUUUGUAAAGAUGUUAUUUUUAUUGUCAGAAGAGAUAAUUAUUCUGAAAUAAGGCCACUUUUUACUCAAUUCAUUCCAUUGUUCAGAAAAUAUGGUAUGAAUAUGUGCAUGCUGUAAGAUGUUUAAACAAGACACGUUGGUUUUUCGUGUUUUAUGGAGAGCAGUGAUUUAAGUGGGGGGAGGGUCAUUUAUUACUUUUUAUGUUGUUGCAGUACUGUUUUUUUUUUAGCUCAUCUUUCAAGUCGUCCGUCGUCAACAAUUGUGUUAAACGACAUCUCCUCCAAAACCACCAAAUGGAUUUUGAUGAAACUUGGCUUGGAUGUUCCUUGGAUGGUCCUCUACCUGAGUUAUUCAAACGGUACCGCUUAGUUGCACAUAGAAGCUGCCAGAGCUAAAAAUGGAAAAAUAUUCAAACACAAUUUCCACCUUAACCAAUGGUCCGAUUUUGAAAUAAUUUCACACAAAUGGUCCUUAUGUCACCCUCUAUCAAGAUUGUUCAAAUUAUACCGAUUCAUUAAAAAACAUGGCCGCCAGGGGACGGGGUCAGUUUUUCAUAUAUGUAUAUAGUAGCAAAUUAAAAAAUCUUCUUGUGUGAAACUGCUGGCUAAAAUUUCGCACAUGUAAUAGUACUUUUUUGAACAUGGAUCAUCAAGCCAUAUCCACUUUCCAAAUUUGUAGAUAUUAAUACACUGCAGAAUAUUAGUGCCAUCUGGCUAAUCUUUAUACCGAUUUCUGUAGUGAACUUGUUUAAGAAUUCCCAAUCUCCAUCACUCGACUUCUUUAUUCCAUCAAUCCAGACAUCAUCAACAUUCAUACUUUCAAAAAUUGCUUCUACGAUCCUAGAUUUACUGUCAAAAUGUUAUUAAUCAAAUGUCCACCAUCUUCUGAACAUGCUGUCUGUGCAUUAUGCCAAGUUUUCUUCUGGUCGGCAUACAGUUUGACACAGUAGUCGUCUCUGUCAGUUUGUAGUCAGAUGGACACCAAGAGAGUAUUCACACAGUCUGAUAUCUUUCUCUGUCCAGCUGGUCUCACUGUUGCUUAAACAAAGAGUGGAAUUAUAUCCACAUUUUCUUGUUCGAGUUUGAGAACCAAAUGUUCCAUUUUUUUGCGUCACAGACUUCCCAAUCACUCCAUUCACCACAUGGAUGUAAGAGACAUAUUUUCUUAAUCCGAUUGUCUAAUUUCUCUGCAAACUGGUCAGUUUCUUUUUCCUUUUCAAUUUUUCUGUCAACAGCUGGAGUAUCUUGUUUUGUUUCGUCAUCAACCAUGGAUAAUUUUUCUUCCAUAUUUACAAAUGUUUUUCCAAGAAGUUUAAGUAGAGGGCUGUCUAAUUUUCUUCAAUUUUCAUUAAAUAUAUGCCAUCUAUACAAGUGUCUGAUGUACUGUUGUUGUCCUCGGCUGGCAGGCACUGUCCAUAACAACUUUUCAUCAAAACUAAUAGACAUGUCUUUAAAAGAAUUUUUAAAACAUCCAUUGUGUCUCUGCCUAUUCUCUGAUUAAUAGAUAUAAAUAGAUAUUAAAUAAAAUAUUUGUUGCAACUAUGCACUUUUUCUUUGAGCAUACAGUCUGAAUGCCUGUCUAGGUUUGGGAGAGAAAGUAUAAAGUGCCUGUCUUUAAAUUCCAGAAAACAAUGUUUAGCCAAACCCACAGUGUGUUUAGAUAUGGACAGCUGGAACAGAUUUCAGUUUGGAAACAGGAUGAAGGAACAUACUGUGUUUGUCAGCUAGUUAAGAGUAGAAAUAUAAACUUUCAUGGUUUGUUUACCUGAAUACAGUAAUAUGAACCACCUGAGCACAAAGGUGAGCUAUUGUGAUCGCUCACCGUCCGGCAUCCAUCGUCCGUCCACAUUUUCCUUUAAACAUCUCCUCCUAUACCGCCAGGCCAAUUUUGAUAAAACUUCACAGGGAUGUUCCUUGGAUAGUCUCCUUUAAAAGUUGUUCAAAGAUUUGAACUCUGUACUGAACUCUGGUUGCCAUGGCAACCAAUAGGAAAAACUUUAAAAAUCUUCUUGUCCCAAACCGCAAGGUGUAGAGCCUCGAUAUUUGGCAUGUGACAUCAUCUUAUGGUCCUCUAUGAAGAUUGUUCAAACUAUGUCCCUGGGGUGAAAAGAGGCCCUGCUUUGGGUGGUCCCAAGUUCUACAUAGACUUAUAUAGGAAAAAACUUAAAAAAUCUUCUUGUCUGAAACCACAAGACCUAGGCCUUUGAUAUUUGAACAGUAUAAUAUUAUAGGCUAACAUAGAAGAAACCUAACUUUGUACUUGUACCAUUACUUUACACAAACACACAUGAAGCCUUGUACACAGGUGAGCGCUUUAGGGUCAAUGACCCCCUUAUUUAAUUUACUAUUUUGUACAUUGUAGAUACUUUAAGUGAUGCUUUUUAAAUUUUGUUUUUGUCUCUGCUAGAGGUUUUAAAUGAACAAAUCAUACAUCGGUGCCUCUCUGUAGUAAGAAGGCACAGUCUUGUCGGAAGGUUAUAAAAUCCUCCACCGGAAACUUGGAAAAGUCCCUAUAUGACACAUUGUGUUGGUGUGGCUCUAAACCCAGCAGAUACGUUAAGAUGCCAUUUCAUAGGCAAACUGGAUAUAAUAUUGAGAAUUAGACAUAGUAUUAGAGAUAAUCCCAUGUGAAUUUUAAAUUGGAUUCUAAAUUCAUCACUUAUGAAAGAGGAAUAUUUGUUCACUAGUUUGUAAAUUCUUGUAAGAGACUGACAAGAGAAAACUGUGAAAGGUUUUACUAUGUAGAUUAAGAAAAUGCAGCAUAAUAAAAAUUUUAAUAGCAUUAAGUAUAUCUAUAAUAUUAUUCAUGUACAUUUAGAGCAUGAACAUUGACUGUUGUAGUAUUUCUGUGUUAUAAAACUGCAUAUAUUGUGUAUAUUUACCCUACAAGUGUAACUUGGUGCAGUGUUUUCAUGUCAACUUCCUUUGCCUCUAGUCUCUAUUUUUGCUAUCAUUUAUUCAAUCCAACGUUAUAUUUCUGGAGUGUAGUUUUAUUGUACAUGUAUGUAAAUAGUACAUGGAAUAAUCAGAAUAUGGUUGUUAAAGUUUGUUAUGCCAUUUGUUUAUAAACUGACCAGACAGGUGACCCAGAGAGAUUUGUGACAAUUCUGUACAAGUGUUACUGUAUAAUCAUUGUGAGGGAUACAGGUUAUGUUGUAAUCAUCAAUUCAUACUUAGACUAGUUGUGUAAUACACUCAUAACAUGGUUUCACUAAUCAUUUCUGUGAAAAAAAUCCUCAGGACUGGUGUAGUUUUGUUUAGGACAGGGUAUUCUAAAAACUAAAAUAGUCCUUAGUUUUGUGAUAUUAAACUAGACAUUAAAACUGAGAGUGGAAUUUUAGAUAAAGUGAAAGAGCACUAUAUUUUGUAGUGAGCAUUUUUAACCAACUUUUAAUAUAUUCAGUUUUGCUGAAAAGAAAUGUUUUGAAUAUGGUUAAAGACUUAAUUCUAGACUUGCUUUAUACACAUAAAUGCCCUUCAGUACUGGGUAGGACAUACGUAUAACAUGAACAUGUUUUAAUUACGUUUUAUGAUGUUUUAUAUACCAAGAUAGAGAUUACAUUGGUUUGAAAUAGAAUUAUAGAACUUGCAUGUUUGAGAAAAAUGCAGAGUUAUCUCGUGAAGUAGAUAUUUUAGCAGGGAUUAAAUUUAGUGCUUGUGCAAAUCAGUGUCAGUUUCUUUAUAUACGUAGCAUCAACCUCUCGUGAAUUUUUUUUUCAUAGUGCUUUUAUGAAGAGACAGUUUUGUUUAUUUCAGUGCAAAAUCAGAGUAUCUUUCAGGAGUGUACAUCAGAUACAUUAUUUUUACCACUGAUGUUUAUGAGUGCAAGAUAUAUGUUGAUUUAACAUGUAAAACAAACAUGUCUUUUCAAUGUUUUUAACCAGAUUUUACUCAUUACAAGUUCUGUUAAUGUGAUAAAAUAUAUCCGAGUUUCUCCUGGAAAUUACUACAUAUAUUUUAAGAACUCUCUGGAAAAUAUGUAAUAAGAACUACAAGAUGAAUAGCAAAAUACUCCAGUAUUUGUUAGUAUUUUAUUAGUAAUUUAGACUAUUGUUUGUUUUUAUGAAAUUUGUAAAUAAGUAACUCUGCUACUGAUGUACAUGGCAAAAUUAAAAGAUUGUAUUACUUGUUAAAAAUAAAUAUGACACAUUG